Messenger RNA from Branchiostoma floridae (Florida lancelet), 3522 nucleotides. Its product is annotated as erythrocyte band 7 integral membrane protein-like. The coding region runs from base 200 to 1225 and encodes 341 amino acids. Lineage: Eukaryota; Metazoa; Chordata; Leptocardii; Amphioxiformes; Branchiostomatidae. The record is from RefSeq and is a predicted model, not a curated record. Gene Ontology annotation, cellular component: plasma membrane. The transcript is spliced from 10 exons.
CUGUCACGCCUAAACAACGGGUAUCCAGGUUACUCCGUGUACACAAUAAUCUAAUACGACACCACAGCGAUUAAUACACAGGCCAACCGUCCGCCAUUACGACAUAACAAAACCCUCAACCGAUAGGUCAUUGGUAAGAAUACACCACCGUGUACAGUACGGGAAAGGAUUUCUCAGGUGAGUGUCCUGCCCUGAUCACAUGACCGAUUCUGACCAAUCCCAGCUCGCCGUGAUAUCAGGAGCUCCCGACCAGGAACCGAAGUCCGUCCCCUUCUAUAAAUACAACCAGCCGCCGCGCCAGUCCGCUCAGUUCAUGAGCUAUAACCGAGUUACGCCCGACAACAAGCCCCACCAGGACAUGGCCUCUUACAACAUGCAACAACAGCAAGGUUUCGUCAUGAAGGAAGACCGAGACAACAGGCCUAUCGGCUCUUAUGAAGAUGAAGAUGCUGGUCUUGGAUUCUGCGGCUGGAUCAUCACCAUUAUCUCCUACAUCAUUGUCAUCUGCACCUUCCCCAUCGCUCUGUGCAUCUGCAUAAAGGUUGUGCAGGAGUAUGAGCGAGCCGUCAUAUUCCGACUGGGGCGGCUGCUGCCUGGAGGAGCCAAGGGACCUGGCAUUUUCUUCAUACUGCCUUGUACCGAUGACUACAAAAAGGUGGACCUGCGUACCCUGUCAUUUAAUGUGCCUCCACAAGAGAUCCUGACCAAGGACAGCGUGACCGUGUCCGUGGACGCCGUGGUGUACUUCCGCGUCAGCAACGCCACCAUCUCGGUCGCCAACGUGGAGAACGCCAACCAGUCGACCCGCCUGCUGGCCCAGACCACCCUGCGUAACAUCCUGGGUACCAAGAACCUGACCGAGAUCCUGUCUGACCGCGAGAACAUCAGCCACACCAUGCAGUCCCAGCUGGAUGAGGCCACUGACCCCUGGGGUAUCAAGGUGGAGCGUGUGGAAAUCAAGGACGUGCGCCUGCCAGUCCAGCUGCAGCGUGCCAUGGCCGCCGAGGCUGAGGCCGCCCGUGAGGCUCGUGCUAAGGUCAUCGCCGCUGAGGGAGAGAUGAACGCUUCCCGCGCCCUGAAGGAGGCCGCUGACGUGAUCGCCAUGUCGCCCUCGGCCCUGCAGCUGCGUUACCUGCAGACUCUGACCAGCAUCUCUGCCGAGAAGAACUCCACCAUCAUCUUCCCGCUCCCCAUCGACCUCAUCAACAACAUGAUGAAAAAGUAGAGCGCCACGGUUGAGGCACAUCAGUUAGAAGGCUCCUGCUGAUUGGCUAACGGAUGGAAAUGUGCGGAAUACGUGGCCUCAACUGACUAAGGAAAUCCCGUCUUGUAACUUGUGUGCCUUGACUGUCGGGAAGGGAGGGCUUGCUUUUACAUAGCGGCAACAGUCAAAGGCUUUGGACUUCUUUCUCUGCAUUGCUGACAAAUUCACCCCCCUCCCCUUUUCAUCUUUAUGUAUUAGCUUACAGAUUACAAAAAUCAUUUACAUAGAGAUGAAGAGAGGAAAAGUAGUGUAGCAUUUGAAACAUUCCAUCCCUCACCAUACAUAAACAAUCUACCAACCUCUCCAACAGAUUACAAAGAUGCAGUAACUGUAAGUUUAAGGAAUUGCUAUCACCAAUGCAGAUAAGAAGUCCACUAUCUUUACUGAGGAGAAUUGUACCUAAAGCCUUGUGAUCUUGUACCUCUGUUGUUGAGUGUCGGCAAUUAAGUCCUCUGUCUACAUAUUUUAACGUAGGAUUGUAAACACUGUAUAAGUGAAACACAUAGUUUAAUUAGUGUGAUUAAUAACUUUCUAUUAGUAAAAUUUGUAAUAUAAUCCUUCAAUACCUAAGGUUGGUAUUGGUAGUGAGGUUGAAAGAUGAAAAAAAUUUGUUCUAAAAAUUAGUCAAUUGUCUUUUUGAAUUAGGAAAUCUCAAAGUUCUCCAAGACAGAUUUUUAGAUUUUUUAUUCCAAUGGUGAUGAAUUUAUCAAGAAUUUAGUUUAACUAAUCUUAGGUGUUGGACGAUGAUACUAUAAUUGUACUGUACCUCUUGACUUUGCUGCCAAAGAAUCUUAACUACAAGGCAAGUUCUGUAUGCUGUACUGAAAAAGUUUUAACUAAAGUAGAAAUGUCAGUUAACAGUUCUCUGAUUUCUGUAAUUGUUGUAAUAUUUUAAUUUGUGUGUGUUUGUGUUUCUUGAUUUGCGUCGGGAAACAUUUUAUAUAUACAAGAGGUCAUCUUCUGUUUGUUUGGAGAUUUCGUACGCAGUGUGCAGUGUAUGUGUGCUCCUUUUUCACUCACCAAUGCAACCAAUGCAAGCUUAGUGAUUACACUCAAUGUAGACAACUUGUUUGGUCUGAAAUAUACACUUUAGUCUUCUAGAUUUUCAUCCUCUUUGACAGUUAUUGGAAAGAGAACGGAUGCUUUUGAAUAACAUAAAGCUUCUGCGAAAAUCUUAUGAGAUUCAUGUGAAUAAAACGUACAAGCAGAUUAUUAGACUAGUGUUUUGCCUUCAAAUAAGGAAAAAUGCAUUUAGCAUUUGAGCUCUCAUAUGCUUACAGCAUUGAACAGUCGCUUCUGCAUUGCAGUUCUGCAUUGUCUACAGAUCUAUUGUGCAUGGAUUGAGUGCAAAUGCCUGGCUUGAGCAUGUUUUGCACUUUUUUGAAGGACACAGCAGUAGCUUGCACUGCACUUUUAGUGCUUUGUAUGAGAUUCUUGAACAUGCAUGCAGCAUUUGCGCAUACAAACUAUGUACAUGUAUAUGCUUCUGCAACAAUCAAAGAGUCAUGCUGUAUUGUAUUUGUGUCAAGUUUCAAAACCUGAACAUUGUUGAGCUUUCUCAUACCUUUAUGAGUCUCCACGAGUCUUAUCUUUUCUGGCUUUUAUUGUUUUUUUUUUUUACCUGGUGGCAAAUCGGAUCUGUUUGUACUCGGUUUCUUGUAUAUGUAGCCAGCCUCUAUACAGGAACAUAAUGUAAUACGAAACCAGUAACAGCACAUAAUUAAUAUUAAGAAAAUGUGUCCUUUCAGUUGGAGUCUACAAUUUUUGAGGUAAGACGUUGGACUUAUAACCAGUCCUGUAACUUUUCAAAAGAGUCCUGCUGUACUGUCAACUUCUAACAAUUUUUUCUCGCCUCUAACGUGAUUGUGGAAAGUUAGGAAAUACAUGGAGAAUCUUGACAUUGUUUGAGUGAGUCGACCUGGAUUGGUUCAAAAAGUAAGACAUGUUCUGAAGUUUGGUCAGGGUGGAUUUUUGUACAUGUGUAUGCUUGUACAUAAUGCAUUCCAUAUUCACCGUCAAAGUAAUCAUUAGAAAUUCAAGCUUCAUUUAUGUGAUCCACUGGGUUCAUUUGGUGUAUGUCAAGGACAUUCAAAAUGGUAUAUCCUUAGUGCUUGUUAUAAUGAAUAUACAAAAUAACCAUAUUUCCCACUGCAGUUUUCAACUUCUCUUACUGCUGAUAAAGAUUGUACUGAUCUUAGUAGUGUUCUUUGUAACCAGGCAGUGUUGAUGUUUGGAAAUUAAAAAAAAUAUUGAAAACC